Molecule: messenger RNA, 1779 nt
Organism: Hemicordylus capensis (graceful crag lizard)
Lineage: Eukaryota; Metazoa; Chordata; Lepidosauria; Squamata; Cordylidae
Product: cytochrome P450 2C20-like
Exons: 9
Coding region: 91-1584 (497 amino acids)
Biological process (GO): xenobiotic metabolic process
Cellular component (GO): intracellular membrane-bounded organelle; cytoplasm
Molecular function (GO): heme binding; iron ion binding; oxidoreductase activity, acting on paired donors, with incorporation or reduction of molecular oxygen, reduced flavin or flavoprotein as one donor, and incorporation of one atom of oxygen
Source: RefSeq, a predicted model, not a curated record
CUGUACAGGGAGGUACUGAGCCAGCCUCUCUGCACAGCGGAGGCUUCGGGAGUGCAUCCUCCCGCCCGGCCUCCCUUCCCCUCUGAAGUCAUGGGUCUGCUCGGAGCGGUGCCCCUUCUCCUGCUCUCCUGCAUCACCUUCUUCCUCGCCCUGCUCUGGAGGAGUCACCGCAGCAGGAGCAAGCUGCCCCCAGGCCCCACCCCGCUGCCUUUCGUGGGCAACCUGUUGCUCCAGGUGGACAUUCGGGAUCUCAUUGGGUCUUUCCACAGGCUCCAUCAGCAAUAUGGGCCAGUCUUCACCAUCCACAUGGGCUCCCGGCCCGUCGUCGUGCUGUGUGGCUAUGAAGCCGUCAAGGAAGCCCUCGUAGAUCACGCAGAAGCCUUCGGGGGAAGGGGACUCACGACAGGGCUAGAAAACGACCUGAACAAUUUCGGGAUCAUCACCACCAACGGGGAGCGCUGGAGACAGAUGCGCCGCUUCUCCCUCUCCACCCUCCGGAACUUUGGGAUGGGGAAGAGAUCCAUCGAGGAGCGGAUCCAGGAGGAGGCCCAGUUCCUGGUGGAGGCCCUGAAGAAAACGGAAGGGCGUCCCUUUGACCCCACCUUUCACCUCGGCCAUGCCGUCUCCAAUGUCAUCUGCUCGGUGGUUUUUGGCACCCGCUUUGACUAUGAGGACAAGGACUUCACCACUCUGCUGAACCUGAUCAGCCAAAUCAUCCAGCUGGUGCUUUCCACCAAGGCUCAGCUGGCGGUGUGUUUCCCAGAGCUGAUGCGCAUCGUGCCCGGCUCCCACCACAGACAGAGCGAGUACGAGGAAGAAUUAGUUCGCUUCGUCUCCAAGAGGAUACAGAUGCACCGCGAGUCCCUCGAUCCAAACUGCCCCCAGGACUUCAUCGACUCCUUCCUCACCAAAAUGGAGCAGGAGAAAAACAACCCAGCUUCCGAGUUCCAUGACAAGAACCUGAUGGCUUCCGUCCUCCAUCUGUUCAUCGCAGGGGCAGAGACCGUCAGUACCACACUCCGAUACGGGCUCCUCUUCCUCCUCCGAUACCCAGAAAUAGAAGCAAAAGUCCAAGAGGAGAUUGACCGGGUCAUCGGGAGGAACCGCGACCCCUGCAUGGAGGACCGUAGCCGGAUGCCCUACACCGAUGCCGUCAUCCACGAGAUCCUGCGGUUUGUGGACAUCAACCCACUGGGGACCCCGCAUUCAGUGACCAGCGACACACACUUCCGGGGCUACACUAUUCCCAAGGGCACCACUGUCUUCACUUUUCUGACAACUGUCCUGCGUGACCCCCAGCACUUUGAGACACCCAUGAAGUUCAAUCCUGGCCACUUCCUGGACGAAGACGGGGCUUUCAAGAAGAGUGAGGCCUUCCUGGCAUUUUCGGCAGGGAAAAGGGUUUGCCCAGGGGAAAGCCUGGCCCGCAUGGAGCUCUUCCUCUUUCUCAUCAUGCUGUUGCAAAACUUCCACCUGAAGAAGCUCCAUGACGGUGAGGAAGUCAACAUUUUGCCACAAAAGCAAAGUGCCGGGAAUCAUCCUCGCCCCUACCGGAUUUGCAUGGUUCCCCGCAACAAGGCCUGAGCAGGGAAGAGCCGAGGAGAUCAACUGUGCGGAGCACCACCAGGGAACGCCUGGGUUUGCGCCUGGUCCAAUCCGAAGAGCACUUUGCAGAUUCACGACUAAGCUGGGCGAGGCAAGAUUUGCUGCAGUAAAAGUCACAUCUCGAAAUGAUUUCUGUAAAGCUCCGCUCUUAAUAAAGCAUCUUGUGCAUAGACA